AGAGAGAGAGAAAGAGAGAGAGACCCCACGAGUGGCCUUCUGCUACCUUUCCCCAACAAGGUCUCCCCCCUCUCUCUUCUUUCUUCUUCUUUUCUUCUCUCUCUUCCUUUGCUCUCUUUCAGCUCUCAGGGAAAAGAAAGAAAGACAACAGUCAAUCAGAAACCAAGAACACAACCCCACACAGACAAAACUCCUAGUCCUAGUCCUACUUCGCUCCAAAUUAACCUCUGCCUCUGCCUCUGCCUCUUCCUCUGCUGCCAGCCAAUUAAACAUUGUUUAUAAACAAUUUCUCACUCAUCCCCACCCUCUCUCUCUCUGUCUCUCUCUCUCUCUAGCACACAACCAAAAAUAUUAGUUAGUUGGGGAUGAUGGGUUAUAGAGCUACAGAGAGCAACUCAUGGUCAUGGGGUUCAUCAGUCACCAAGAAGAUACCAAGAACAUAACUUAAAAUAUAUAUAUAUAUAUAUAUAUAUAUAUAUAUAUAUAUAAUAUUAUCCCCUUCCACAACCCACCCUUCCCCACCAGAUGGACUUGGCAGAUUUGCAAACCAAUAACAGCAACAACAACAACAACAAUAAGCAGAGCGGCAACACCAACACACCUCACCACCAUCACCCCCAUCAUCAUCAGCAGCAAAAGCAGUCAUCCUCGUCUUCAUCGCAGUUUGUGGUCCCUUUUGAUGGCAGAUCUUCGGCAGGAGGAGGACCAUCCUCCCAAGGAGGACCCCCUUUCAUGGGCUCCAUCUCCAUCCAAGCUGGCCUCACCACCACCCAUCAUCAUGCUCAUGCUCAUCCUCAUGCUCAUGCUGCUUCAUCCACUCCUGCUACUGCUCCCUCCUCUUCCUCCUCCUCCUCCUCUUCUUCUUCUUCAUCCUCUUCCUCUUCUUCCACCUCUGCCUCUACUGCUCCUCCCCACCUCGUCGACGCCUCCCUCGCCAUCGCCACCAGAUCCGAUGCCCAUCCCUCCACCCGUCCCGCGCCCCUCCUCGAUUCCUCCAAGAAGAACCAACAACAACAGCAACAGCAACUGUCGAUCUCUCCCACCGGCGCUGCCGCCGCCUCUAACCCUCCAGUCAAGCGAUCCACCAAGGACCGCCACACCAAGGUUGACGGCCGUGGGCGUCGCAUUCGAAUGCCGGCCACCUGUGCCGCUAGGGUCUUUCAAUUGACCAGGGAAUUGGGCAACAAAUCCGACGGCGAGACCAUCGAGUGGCUUCUGCAGCAGGCUGAACCCGCCAUCAUCGCCGCCACGGGAACUGGGACCAUCCCGGCCAAUUUUUCCACCCUUAACAUUUCGCUCCGCAGCAGCGGAUCCACGCUCUCCGCGCCUCCUUCCAAGUCGGCCCCUCAUUCCUUUCAUGGCACUUUGGCUCUCGCUCAUCACCCUCACUAUGACGAAGGCUUUGCGCAUGCCGGUUUGUUGGGUUUCCAUCAGCAUCAGCCUCCUCUAAUGACGGCCGAUCAAAUUGCGGAGGCUCUUCCGAGUGGCGGAGGCGACGGUGGAGGUGGAGAGUCGACGACUGAUAAUUAUAUGAGAAAGCGCUUCAGAGAAGAUCUAUUCAAAGAAGAAAGUCAAGGACAAGCUGAAGCUUCAGCUGGAGGAGGAGGAGGAUCGCCUUCAAGCAAUAAGGCAUUUAAGAGUGGCCUUCAGUUGCCCAAACAACAGCAGCAGCAGCAGCAGCAGCAACAACAACAAGAAGCUGCAGCAGGAGGGGCAUCCUCAGGCUUGCUUCGGCCUUCAAAUAUCAUGCCGGCAACAGCCAUGUGGGCAGUGACACCGGCACCGACCAGCGGCGCGGGCAGCACAUUCUGGAUGUUACCGGUGACAGCGGGUGCAGGUGGACCGUCGACCGUUGGCGCGGGAACAUCAGGAGCUGGUCCUUCAGAACAGCCCCACAUGUGGACAUUUCCAACAACACCAGCCAGUAGCCACGGAAACACAUUACAAGCACCAUUGCAUUUCAUGCCAAGGUUUAAUCUUCCUCAUCAUACUGGUAAUCUGGAAUUCCAAGGUGGUCGUGGCGGGAAUCAUCCUCUGCAACUGGGUUCCAUGUUAAUGCAGCAACAGCAGCAACAACAACAACAACCGUCUCAGCAACUUGGACUUGGAGUGUCGGAGUCCAAUUUAGGGAUGUUGGCAGCUCUUAAUGCAUAUUCUAGAGGGGGUUUGAACAUUAACUCUGAUCACCACCAAAACCAUCCAUUGGAGCAUCAUCAUCACCAACACCAACAACAGCAACAGCAACAACAACCUCAGACUACUGAUAGUGGAGAUGAAGACCCAAAUAGUUCUCAAUGACACUUUGAUCAUCCCAAUAUAUACAAAGUUGCUAAAGCGAGCCCCAAAAAUUGUUCAACUUCUCUUUAUGAGAUGGAUGGAAGAAGUUGAUAGAUACUCCAUUACCACUAAAAGCUUUUUCUCAAAGAGAACAGCAGGCAAACAACACAAGGAAAAGAAAUCCUGAAGCCAACUAUUUUGGUGAAAUUUAACGGUCGAGAUUAGAGAUUGAUAGACAAUUACAGACCCAGCAAGCACCAGCAGUUUAUAACCUCCAUCACCUUCUUUCUGUUGUUGGUUUUAAAGAGAGCUCCAGAAGGAGGCAUGUCAGUUGGGUUUUUACCUUCCACCCCUAGUCUUUCUCUCUUUCUCUUUCUUUUUUGUCUGUUUCUUUUUUCUUUUCUUUUUUUCGUAUUAUUCUCCUUUCAUAUUUGGGGUAGUGUGUAUCUUUUUUCCUAUAUGCUUUUUGUGAAAUAUUAUUACGUUUAUCUUUGAUUAUUAAAAAUUCCUAGUCAACCAUCUUGUUCAUUAUAUGAUUUUGAAUUCCAAGACAUAAAAUAAGUAGAAACUAAUUGAUACGUAGUUUGUAAUUUUCUGUAGGUAGGUUGUAGAACCAAGAAAGAAUGGCCGAGUGUAAUUUUUUCUUUUUAUUUUUUUUCUUUUUUUGGGUUUUUGGCCGUAUGUUGGAUUAAAAAAAAAAAAAGGAAAGUUUUUUUUUUGAAAAAAAAAAAGGGGUCUGAAAAGAAAUGGGAAAUAACCUGGUGUUGAAAGCAGAGAGACACUGAGAGUGACUUUUGUUUUGACUUGUACAGUCAAUUCAGAUGACUUUCUCGUUUUCAUUGCUUAAUCAUUUUCUCUCAUCUGCAUUACAUUUAUUCACUUGGCUUCGCUACGCUAUGCGUGUGUGGGGGGUAGUGUUUUGCAAUGGGGUCCCAUGAUUUUGAACUAUUUAUAACCUUUUUUUUUAUUUUUUUUUUGCCCUCAUGAGUUUUGGUGUUUUUCUGGUUGACCCCGAGAACGUCCUUUAAAUUAGUUGCCCAAUAAUAGGAAGAAAUGUAUAUUGUUUUCUUCUAAUAUUAAAUUGCAUGUUACAUCAGUGGCCCAAAUAGAUCUUAAGAGUAUCUAUGAAAAUGUUGCAUUUCUUCAAUAUUUACAAAACUUAUUAAAAGCAUUCAUAACUUACAGAAUUUUUUUUUUUUCCUUUUCUUUUCUUUCGUCUAAAAAGAAAAAGGAAGAAAUAAUAGCAUAAAUGUGAACUAUAUUAUUUUCUUUAUAUAUGAUUUUCCAUUUAUGUGAUAUCUCCAUUCAGCUGAAAAAUUACUUUUAAUUCUUAGUACCAGACAAAACACAACUUUCACCCAUUUGUUAAGAAAUUUAAUAAAUGAGUACUAUAUUUGGAAGGGGGGAAAAAAAGAGAAAAA
This is a messenger RNA of Ziziphus jujuba (common jujube), 3698 nucleotides long. RefSeq names its product transcription factor TCP8. Lineage: Eukaryota; Viridiplantae; Streptophyta; Magnoliopsida; Rosales; Rhamnaceae. Gene Ontology annotation, molecular function: sequence-specific DNA binding; DNA-binding transcription factor activity. The transcript has 2 exons. Gene Ontology annotation, cellular component: nucleus. Bases 526 to 2298 code for a protein of 590 amino acids. The record is from RefSeq and is a predicted model, not a curated record.